Molecule: messenger RNA, 4156 nt
Organism: Drosophila albomicans
Lineage: Eukaryota; Metazoa; Arthropoda; Insecta; Diptera; Drosophilidae
Gene: Btk29A
Product: tyrosine-protein kinase Btk29A
Exons: 13
Coding region: 556-2925 (789 amino acids)
Biological process (GO): intracellular signal transduction; peptidyl-tyrosine autophosphorylation
Molecular function (GO): ATP binding; protein binding; non-membrane spanning protein tyrosine kinase activity
Source: RefSeq, a predicted model, not a curated record
CGCAACUCAGAUCAGCAGCGGCAGCGCGAAUAAAUAUUAAAUUAAAUUAAAUUAGCAAUAAGAGUACUGUGUGCAUUGAAAGCAAUUGCUCAAUACCAAGUGCCAUACACAUACUAUUCUAGUCUAAAGAAUGUGCAGUCUUAUUCACAUGUACUACGUAGUGCAUUUAUAGUUCCAGGAAUAACGCUGAGAAAAAUCGCCGCCUGUUGCGCCUCUGUUGUGUGUGUCUGCGCUACUCAUAUGUUUACUUGUGUGCGUGCGCGAGCAGCUGAGCCUCAUCGGAAUCGCAAUCAGAAUUGUUUAUAAAAUUUUUUAAUGCUUCUGCCGCUGGCGCAGAAACAGUAUGCAAAUGUUGAACAAGCCGGUCGCGUCGUCUCCGUCGCCGUCGUCGUUGUCUUCGUUAUUGUUGUUUUGUUGUUAAGCGUGCGCGCCGCGUAAUCGAAAGUGAUUUGUUAUUAUAAAAAUUCAUUUAACGAUUUAGUUGUUUGUAUUGCACUUCGAUCGGUCAUUGCAUUAAUUGCUCAAUCAACGACACUUGUGAGCAACUCUCUCACAAUGCUGAGCAGCAAAUCGCAUCGCAGCUCACAUGGCAGCAUCAAGUCAUCAACAUCGCUACGCUCCAGCAGCAAGUCCUUUCAGGCCAAAAUGGAUAAAAUGUCACAGCAUCUGUACGACAUUGUCAAAAGCGGAUCGAUGGUGAAGCGCGCACAGAACAAGAAACGCUUCACGCCCGUCAACUACAAGCAUCGUUGGUUCGAAUUGACCAAGCGAACACUCUGUUACUUCGAUGUCGAGAAUGUCGAGCGACGUCGCGAACGUGGACGCAUUAAUCUGAAAGGCGUUCGCCUUGUGGAGGAGGCAACAGUCAACGGUGAGGGCGGUGAUCCCUUUGCCCCGGAUGGUUACCCGUUUCAAGUGGGCUACUGCGAGACACAGCAGCUGCAACAGCAACAAGCGGAGCAACAACAACAACAGUUGCUGUCGGGCAACGGAGUUGAGGGGCAAUUGGUGGGAAGAGCGGUGCCACAAUACACGCUCUACGUGAUAGCCAACAGCGAGAAGGAGCGCAGCGAUUGGAUACGAGCCAUAAGACAAGUUUGCGAGGACAGCAAUACACCGAAAUCGUAUCGCUAUCAUCCUGGUCUGUGGUCGGGCAAGAAGUGGAGCUGCUGCAAGGGAUUAGCACGUGCCACCUUUGGAUGUCGCGCCGCAACUCAUUGGCGUGAGGCCAACAACAAUCCAAGCAACGGCAGUUCUCCAGCCCAGAAUUCGACACGCAGCAUCAGCCCGAACAACUCGACGACCAACAGUCAAUUCAGUUUACAGCACAACAGCUCCGGCAGCCUAGGAGGCGGUGGCAGCGGCAGUGGUAUCGGAGUUGGCGGCGGAGGAGGAGGCUUAGGCAGCCCCAACGGCGUAGGAGGCGGCGGCAGUUGCACACCCACAUCGCUGCAGCCACAGUCCUCGCUCACGACGUUCAAGCAGUCACCCACUUUACUCAACGGCAACGGCUCUCUAUUGGAUGCCAACAUGCCUGGGGGAAUUCCAACACCUGGCACGCCCAACUCCAAAGCCAAAGACAACUCGCACUUUGUCAAGCUGGUAGUGGCGCUUUAUCCUUUCAAGGCCAUCGAAGGCGGCGAUUUAUCUCUGGAAAAGAAUGCUGAGUAUGAAGUCAUUGACGACUCACAGGAGCAUUGGUGGAAGGUGAAGGAUGCAGUCGGCAAUGUCGGCUAUAUACCCAGUAAUUAUGUCAAGCCUAAAGCGCUGCUGGGCCUGGAACGUUAUGAAUGGUACGUCGGCGAUAUGUCGCGACAACGCGCCGAGUCCUUGCUGAAGCAGGGCGACAAGGAGGGCUGCUUUGUGGUGCGCAAGUCAUCGACCAAGGGUCUCUACACACUCUCGCUGCAUACCAAAGUUCCCCAGUCGCAUGUGAAGCACUAUCACAUCAAACAGAACGCCCGCGGCGAGUAUUAUCUGAGCGAGAAGCAUUGCUGCGAAACCAUACCGGAUCUGAUUAACUAUCAUCGCCAUAAUUCGGGCGGACUGGCGUGCCGCUUGAAGUCAUCACCAUGCGAUCGUCCUGUGCCACCAACAGCGGGCUUGUCCCACGACAAAUGGGAAAUCCAUCCCAUGGAACUGAUGCUGAUGGAGGAGCUGGGCUCGGGGCAAUUUGGUGUUGUGCGUCGGGGCAAAUGGCGCGGCUCCAUCGAUACCGCAGUCAAGAUGAUGAAGGAGGGCACCAUGUCCGAGGAUGAUUUCAUUGAGGAGGCCAAGGUCAUGACCAAAUUGCAGCAUCCAAAUCUAGUGCAGCUCUAUGGCGUUUGCUCCAAGCAUCGUCCCAUCUACAUUGUCACCGAAUACAUGAAGCAUGGCUCGCUGCUCAACUAUUUGCGCCGGCACGAGAACACGCUCAUUGGCAACAUGGGCUUGCUUCUGGACAUGUGCAUACAGGUGAGCAAGGGCAUGGCCUAUCUGGAGCGGCACAACUACAUUCAUCGCGAUCUGGCGGCCCGCAAUUGCCUCGUUGGCUCCGAGAAUGUCGUCAAAGUGGCCGACUUUGGUUUGGCGCGUUAUGUGCUCGACGAUCAAUACACAAGCUCUGGCGGCACGAAGUUCCCCAUCAAAUGGGCACCACCCGAGGUGCUCAACUACACACGGUUCUCCUCCAAGAGUGAUGUUUGGGCUUACGGCGUGCUCAUGUGGGAGAUCUUCACCUGUGGCAAAAUGCCCUAUGGCCGUCUAAAGAACACCGAAGUCGUCGAGCGUGUGCAACGCGGCAUUAUACUAGAGAAACCAAAGUCGUGUGCCAAGGAGAUAUACGAUGUCAUGAAGAAGUGCUGGUCGCAUGGGCCCGAGGAGCGUCCCUCGUUUCGGGUGCUCAAAGAGCAGCUGGCACUUGUGGCCCAAACGCUGACCGACUAAGCGGAUCAUGGAGCAAACGGAUCGUCUGGAUCACGCACUGAUUAGCAAACACAGCAUAAAAACAUAAAACAUAAACCCCAUUAAAAAACAAACAGAAAGAAAUACAAAAGAAAAAAACACAUAAUAAUAUUAAGUAAAGAGCUAAAGUUAAUGAUGGAUAUACAGACGAAGAUAAUGGAUGGCAUUAAACUAAGUUAUUGAGAAGCGUGUGUCUGGAUCGAGUACAUAGAUUUGUAAUAUGUAUAUGAACGGAAAUUGUAGUUCAGAGUUUACGAUUAUGAUUAUUAUUCACUUUAAUGGCAUACUGAAUUAUUUAUAAUAGAGCUAAAGCUGAGCAAAUGAUAUCAUUAUGUUUAUAAUUGUAUAAUUAGAAAUAUACACUUCGAUAUAUGCAUAUAUAUAUAUAUAGAUAUAUAUAUAUAUUUGUAUGUCAUAUAUUAACAAUAACAAACAACAACAGAAAAACCACUAUAUACAUAUAUGGAGUAUAGUAAACUGUAGUUAAUAGUCAAAUUUUUGAUACAUUUCAUAAUGAACGAUGAAUGAAGAUGAUGAUUAUGAUGAUACGAUACUAUUAUGAUGAUACUAUGCAGAAAUUCAUAUUAUAAUUGUGCUUCUUUUAAGUGAAAAGAUACAUUACAUACUUGCAAACAACCGCGCAAACAACAUUCAAGCAAAGUAAUUUUGUAUAAUUAAGCAAACUGAUUAAGCGUAAAUUAUAAAUGUAAGCUCGAGCCGAAGUCGAAAGUCGAACGUGGAAAGUGAAAAGUGAAUCGCUAAUGAAGAUCAGCCACAAUUUUUAUUAGCCUAGAAUUUUACUUGCUUAGUUUAAGUUUUGUGAUUUAUUGUUUAAUCUCUAUUUUUUCGCCCAAUUAAUAACUCCUUUGUAUUGAUCGUUUAUUUUUUUGCCUGAGAUACGAGUAUAUGCAUAUAUUUACAUACGUAUUUAUAUGUAUACACGCAUAUAUCCACCAUAUAGUUUGCAUGCUUUAAAUGCUUUUAAAUGGAUUCAUCCGUUUUUAAUUGAUAACGCGAUAAACAACACAUAUAUUAUAAUAUACGCAAGCAUAUACAUAUUGAUAUAUAUAUAUAUACAAACAUAUAGUAUAUAUAUUUUACCUAUUUUUAUGAAAAGUUUUACUUAAUUAAUUUUAUCGUUCGCAUAAGCCACAAACAAAACGCAGCAUAAGAAACGAAAACAUCAACAAAAUAAACAAAAAACCUAAAUGUA